AUGAAUAUUGACCUUUUAUACAUCGUAAAUAGUGAGAUCGGAGUAUGCUCCUGUCCUGUUGGAAUGUCUGAUGCUCCUUAUGAUCUCAUGGUUUAUGCUUAUAUAGCACUUGGUUACGUUGCCGAAAAUAAAUCUUUUUAUGCGACAUUGCAUGCACAACCUGUUCAACAGAAAGCAAGCGAGAAGAAUGAAGAAAUUGAUAUUCCUGAGCUUACUUCCUUUUUAGAAGUAGUUAAAUCAGAUUAUCAAAAUUCUGGUCAAACAUUUCAAACCGCGCUGGAUAAAUUUAAAGAUCGUUAUAACGCGGCAAAAUCAAAAUCUCUACCCCGAUUAACCUUCUUUCUUUAUGACCUCAAUCGUAAUUUAGACCCAAUGGUUCGUGUAAAAAGUGGUGCAAACAUACGAUUUCAAGUAGAAUCGAUCAAACGACGAAAAACAGAGGGAGGGAAGGUGGUUCCAAGCGGAGACUGCCCAUCUCUAAUAAUGAUGGAAAAAAGAAUUCGGACCAAAUGGCUAUUCCAGUCCGGAAAAGAGGAAAAUAGGCAAUAA
Messenger RNA from Funneliformis mosseae, 549 nucleotides. The record is from the annotation of a GenBank genome assembly. Lineage: Eukaryota; Fungi; Glomeromycota; Glomeromycetes; Glomerales; Glomeraceae.